Molecule: messenger RNA, 1407 nt
Organism: Oncorhynchus nerka (sockeye salmon)
Lineage: Eukaryota; Metazoa; Chordata; Actinopteri; Salmoniformes; Salmonidae
Product: mucin-2-like
Exons: 17
Coding region: 36-1202 (388 amino acids)
Source: RefSeq, a predicted model, not a curated record
CAUACUUACAGUCUGAAACACUCUGUAUAAUUACAAUGUUCAUCCCUGAUAUGGGAGCUGGUCGUCUGUUUUUGGUCAUCGUCCUUCUAUAUACCUUUCAAUACAUCAAAGCCCAAGUUCAGAAACCAGUGAUUAGUACCAGUCAUAAUGAGGAGGAUUUCAUCAUCACCUGUUUGAUUCCUGGACUUGCUGAUAGAGACACCACCUGUAACCUGUAUAUUGGAGAGAAGAAUAAGCCAUUCUGGAAAACACGGAUAUGGAAAAAGAAAACCCAAAAAACCAAGCAAUGGUACUGUACAUUCUCUGUGACCGAAGACGAUCUGAUCAGACAUCUACAGUCAGUGAGGAGUAAGGAGGUGAGCUGUGACUACAGAGUGAGCUCAGGACCAAACUUUCUCUCUCCACGUAGUGAUGUGUACAGCUUUACAGAUCUGGUGGAAGUUGACAUCAGUGACCCAGCAACUAUUACAGCAGGAUUGACCUCUCCUUUGACCCCCAGCACAGCAGUGAAUCCUACGUCAGGUUGGACUGUUCUUUCUACUUUGACCACUGACACCGCAAAGAUUUCAACUGAAGGAGGUCAAAGCUACACAGAAAGUGAGGUUUUUUCAAACAGUCAAGAAAGCGUUAAAGCAUGUUCAACUGUUGCUUCUACUUUGACCCUUGACAUCACAGUGAGACCAACUACCAGUUUGACCUCUCCUUUGACCCCCAGCACAGCAGUGACUCCUACAUCAGGUUCGACUGUUCGUUCAACUUUGACUACUGACACCACACUGAGUCCAACGGAAGGAAAAAGCUCCACAGAAAGUAUUCUGUUGGGGCAGGUUUGGCAGGCAGCAGUGGCUGUGGUUUCUGGAGUGAGUGUGUUCCUGGUGGGAUUGACCGCUGUCUGUCUCUGCAGGAGCACCAAGAAAAACAAUUCUCCGAGACCUACAGCCAGACAGGAUGAUGACAACCAAUAUGAUUUGGUGUUGGGAGCCACGAGCAGUGCAGCCAUGGUGGAUUCUGGGGAAGCUGGGAUAUACAGUCUGAUCACCUCUGUUUCGGCCACGUUUUUGCCCUCAGGCCCUAUCGAAGAGAAUGGACAGUCAUUUGAAAACUACACAACUGAUACGUACCACAUAUACUGCUCAAUCCCUGACAAACUAGCAAACUCAGCCCAGCCGGAUGGGUUGUACAGUCUUCUACAGGCACACUGAAACUACACCACUGGCUGUCUGUAGCUAUGUCUCACACAAAUACCCUCUUUGUCCCAUGAUGUGCUUUGUUUAUUACAUAUCAAGUUACUGAGCGUAUCCAUAACAUCUGUUACUGUGUUAGCAGUUUUAUUUUGGAGGGGUCUGGUGGCAUACUCCUGAGUAUUUGUCUGAUUUUGUUCUCGUAGUAAACACAAAAUCUACUGUG